UGCAGCAGUGUUUGGUCGGCGGUCGCAGUCCGAGCGGAUGAUCUGAGUUUGAAUGCGUGUGUCUGAGCGGCUUGUAACAUGUGAAAAGAAGAAACUAAUGGAGUAACGCAAAGGUUUACGGCAAGAAACUACGGAGAAAAGUUUUACUGAGGACGAGAAUCGCUGGAAGGAAAUAAGUUGGCGUUUUCGCUCCAGAGGCCUGAGUGCCAUGCCAGAGGGGUCCCAUUCUGCUCUCCACCAGGGCCCAAUGGGGGAAGAAUCUCCUCAGUUGUCCUCGCCCCUCUUCACCAGUGAACAUGACCAGCCAAACACUGACUUGGGCCCAGACUGUUACAGCCAGCUAUGUGUGGAGCCACUGGACGGGGAGGGUGAACGUCCAGUGAGCCUGGUGUCCACCCUGUCCUCUGGCUCAUCCCGCGAUAGUCACAGCCUUUUUGGGAGCACCGUCGCUCUUCCUUCCUCAACCACCCCACCCAUACCGUGCGGGGAGGACAUAGACUUGGAGCUGAGCCCAGCCGAAGGUACCGGAGAGCAGGCUGGAGACCAGAGUCCCUCUCUCACGAGCUCCAGGGGCCACUGGCAGGAGCCCAGGGUGAUCAGCAACCAGUGGAACAACAACGCCACUUCCAACCGGAAGGGAAGUGUCAAAGUACCUCACAUCCCUGCCUCGCCUGUCGUCACGGACACCAUGGCGCCCAACCCGAAGCUGACCUAUGUAGACCGCGUUGUCAUGGAGAUCAUUGAGACAGAGCGCAUGUAUGUCAAAGACCUGCGCAGCAUUGUGGAGGACUAUUUGGCUCACAUCAUCGACAUGAGCAACCUUCCCAUACGGCCAGAGCAAGUGUGCGCCCUGUUCGGAAACAUAGAGGACAUCUAUGAGUUCAACAGUGAACUGUUGCAGUCUUUGGACAUGUGUGAGAAUGACCCUGUGGCCAUUGCUAGAUGCUUUGUAGAUAAGAGUGAGUACUUUGAAAUCUACACUCAGUAUUGCACCAACUAUCCCAACUCAGUGGCAGCACUGACCGACUGCAUGAGGAGUAAAACUUUAGCCAAGUUCUUCAGGGAUCGGCAGGCUGCUCUGAAGCGCUCCCUCCCUUUAGGCUCCUACCUGCUCAAGCCAGUUCAGAGGAUCCUGAAAUAUCACCUGCUGCUGCAGGAAAUCGCAAAGCACUUUGACCCAGAUGAGGUGGGCUAUGACGUGGUUCAGGAGGCCAUAGACACCAUGACAGGAGUGGCCUGGUACAUCAACGAUAUGAAGAGGAAACACGAACAUGCGGUCCGAGUGCAGGAGAUACAGUCUCUUCUGAUCAACUGGAAGGGUCCUGACCUGACCACCUAUGGAGAGCUGGUGCUGGAGGGCACCUUUCAUGUCCUGAGGGCGAAGAACACCCGCACGCUCUUCCUCUUCGAAAAGAUGCUUCUCAUUACCAAGAAAAGAGGGGAACACUAUGUCUACAAGACCCACAUCUCGUGCUCUACCCUAAUGCUACUCGACAGUGCCAAGGAUCCCCUGCUCUUCAGUGUCAUCCAUUUCAAGCAUCCCAAGCAACCCCAUACCGUGCAGGCCAAGUCCGUAGAAGAGAAGCGUCUCUGGUCCCAUCACAUUAAGAGACUCAUUCUUGAGAACCACAACACCAUCGUCCCGCAGAAGGCAAAAGAGGCCAUCCUGGACAAUUCAAACUAUCCCAGGAAGCACCACUGUAGUCCUGAGAGGCUGAAGAAAGCAGAGUCCGGCCAUGCUGAGGACUUCCGUCUUGGAGGACGAAAGGGCAGAAGGAGAUCGGAGCCUGCAAAACAAAUCAUGAGGAGCACAAAAGCUGUUUUGAAGCAUGCAGACAGUGAGGGUGCACUGCUGGGGGAUAGCUGCUCCCUUCAGCCAGCCACUAGUGUCAGUACGCUGGCCUCCAGUCUCGGCGAGCCCCAGGCUGAGAGGCCAUGUGUGGACGAUCUAAUUCCCAGAGGGGACUCUGUGGAGCAGCUAAGUCCUACUGACAGUGACCCGAUACUGGGCUCUUCGCCCAGUGAGGGGGAGCUGGAGCUGGAAAAAGCAGAGGAGACAAAGGAGGAGGAGGAUGAGGAGGGGGAGAGUUACAAAGAAGAUAUACUGAUGGGAGACGACCAGGUAGCCGACUUUGCCAGCUCAGUGCUGGCAGCCAUCUCCUGCUGGCACUAUAGAGCCAGAGCUUUGCUUUCUACUCACUUCACAACGGACGAUCAGAACAGGGAUACGGCUGAACUGCAAACUACUCUGAGAAAGGAGAUGGAAACUCACAGGCAGGAGGAAAAAUAUGUGGAUGUGGCUGUGAAGGAAGCUCUCACUACACAGGUCAAUGUGGAGCAGCUGUGCCCUCUAGACUGUGUCCCUCAUGCGACGAAGAGCGAUCAGCUGGAGUGUCCUGAGUCUCCUGUCUCCCCUGCCCAACAAGACUCUGACACCCCGGAUCCUCAGGAUACUUCUAGAGAAACAGGAGAGGAAGAAGAAGGAGGGAGCGAUUCCUCAGGUCUCCAAGUGGAGGAGACGAGUGUGUUGACGAACGGGGAGCUCUCAGAAGAGGAGGAGGAUGUGUUAGACCAUAAAGGCAUCCUGCCUUCGUCUGUGUUGGACCAGGCGAGCGUGAUAGCCGAGCGCUUCAUCAGCAGCCUGUCCAGACGGAGCAGUCUGGUUUCAGAGGACCUGGGUUCCCUCGCCUGCCCAUCACCUUCAACAGAUAAUGACAUCUUCAAAAGCCCCUCAGCCUGCACGGACUUGGAGAAAGACACACAAAUGUUGGCUAGCUCUACCCCAGAGCCUCAGGCCACCUCAGAGGCUAAUCUGUCAAUGCCUGCGCAGGAACCCACUCUGGACGCACUCAUCAAAGGACAACGCAGGUCCACUCUCUCCAAACAAGAUCGCCUCCUCAUCCACAAGAUCAGGAGAUACUACGAGCACGCUGAGCACCAGGAUGCUAACUUUAGCAUCAAGCGCAGGGAAAGUCUGUCCUAUAUUCCAGCAGGUCUGGUCAGGCACCUUAGCCGACAGCUGAACAGUAUUCCUCAGGAGCAGGCAGUCCCGGUCCACAGGAAAGGCCUCUCCCGGAACCGGCCCACUUCCUGGUCUGUGUUUGACCUUCCUGGUUUAGAAAAGAGUCGGAACACUGAAACCCGUCUGAAAACUGAACCACAGAGAGCAGAGGAAGCCAAGGCUAGAUCUCAGAGUGUCACUGAAGAAGAGUUCAGACCGUCAUCAGACAUGCUCAAGGUUUGGCAAGACAUGGAAAUGGAGGAGGAGAACCAGGGAGUCCAGCAGCAUGAAGAGGAGACAGUUUACGAGUCAAGAUUAGAAACAAUGCUGGACAUCAGCUCAGACUCUUUAGAUGUUGAAACCAGUAAACAACCACCUCGGAUUUUAGAAGAGUCUGAAAGAAGCACUUCCUUAGAUAGUUCCUCCAUCUCAUCACCCACCACAACCUCUCCAGCAACAGAGGAGGGAUCUGGUCAGGACUCUAAGGCAAGUAGGACUCUUGCCCAUGGCCAGCUGCCUAAGAUCAUUAGCUUCCAAACGAGCACGGACGAGGACCAGAUCCUAAAAGACAUGGGAAAGAUGAAAAACAAAGUGUUCCAGCUGGCUCGUCAGUACAGCCAGCGCAUCAAAAAUAACAGACCCAUCGUCUGGCAGAGGAACCGAGAAACGGCAAAUCAACAGGGCUUCAAGAACAUGCCAGUUGUCCAUGAGGACAGGAUGCAGCUGAGGAAAAAGGGUAAACCCAACCUGAAAUUGCCCUCAUUCUCUUGCGAUCAGAUGGUCAUCCAUGAAGUCUCUUCUCCGAGCCCAGUUCAGACCCCCAGCUCUGGUGCCAGCUCCCAGAGCACAGUCACCUGCCCCCAAAGUCCACAGUCAGAGACCUUCCACUGGCCCGACGUACAGGAGCUGCGCUCCAAAUACACCGAGCCCCCGCACUACUCAAAAAUAACCCGUAGCCACACAAUCGAGUGCUGUACAAACAUGUGUAACGGCCACUCACUCAAGUACAACAGCUCCUCAGACCUUCACAAAGCUCUGGCAGACUGCUCAAGGACACAGACUGAAAGGUGUCAGAUGGUAGAAGACUGGCCCCAGUCCCAGUCUCAGCCCCUGCUGUGCAGGUGGAGCUCCUUGGACCACAUGCUGGGGUCUCUUCCCCUCCAUGAAGUACAGAACCUUCAGGAACCCAUGAGGACCUGCUACACAGCUGGCAAACUCCAAGACGGGGACAGCCUCCCCCAGGACGAUCUAGACUGUGCAGCCAAGUCUGCUGUCCUCAGUUCAGGGAAGAUGUCCGAAAGUAAUCUAGUGAAAAGCUUACGGGAGAAGUUCCAGAGCUUAAGCACAAGCUCAUGAACAUGUGAAUUAUGUACAUUUCUAUUAUCAGGAGCUGACACGGGGAAACAUUAUCUGCCAGUUGUCUGAUGCGUCCCUUUUUUUUCGUUUCUCCCCCAAAAGAAUUCAACCUAAUGUCUGCACAAUGUUUUUGUUACAGGGGACAUUUAGUGAUGAUUUGUGUUGUUGCCACGAGUUUAAUAUGAAAGGGAUAUUAUUGGUUAUUGGUUUGGGUAAUGGAGGGGGAGCAUAUUGUCUUUAAAAAGGUGUAUGGCAUUAUUUGUACAUUGGGUACUUUUCUGCACUGUACAGUACAAAGUUUAUGUAAAAAAUGUGCAUAUAGUUCCCUGUAUCAACUGAUUUGGUCCUACUUUAUUAUUAUAUGAAACUAUUUGAGUCCCACCUACUGUUGGUAAUUCUUGCAAUAGUCACUGUAGCACUAUUGUCAUUUAACCAUGUAAACUGUCAGCUGGAGUUUCAGGGAGCCAAAAGGAGCUAAACAAACACAGACUGAUCUUUUAUCCACACGAAUGCUGCCGUCUCACUGACGAGAGAGAGCUCUGCUCUCAGCAGAGUCUCUGACCGUGAACCAAA
Molecule: messenger RNA, 4930 nt
Organism: Toxotes jaculatrix (banded archerfish)
Lineage: Eukaryota; Metazoa; Chordata; Actinopteri; Toxotidae
Product: pleckstrin homology domain-containing family G member 3
Exons: 19
Coding region: 209-4357 (1382 amino acids)
Molecular function (GO): guanyl-nucleotide exchange factor activity
Source: RefSeq, a predicted model, not a curated record